Molecule: messenger RNA, 1584 nt
Organism: Podospora pseudocomata
Lineage: Eukaryota; Fungi; Ascomycota; Sordariomycetes; Sordariales; Podosporaceae
Exons: 3
Coding region: 1-1584 (527 amino acids)
Source: RefSeq, a predicted model, not a curated record
AUGUAUCAGCCCGUACUCUCGCAGGAGGAUCAUCAGGCGUUGAAACUCAACCCGACCAACAAGCAGAGGGAGCUUCGGGCCUUGAAAGAACCACCUUUGCGGGCUUCCGACCCUCUACCGUUCCGUUGCGCCACUGGUGGUGCAAUUAUCAGAAUCGAUGAUCCCCACUACCAAAUCACCGUUAGUCACAUUCAAGAAACUCAACAGGAUAACCUCCACAUUACAUCUGCUCAGGAGCCUCUCCCUCCAGGUCUCGAGGAUUGUAGUUUCGACGGCAUGAGCGACAGUGACGACAAUGACGAAGAUCCUAUGGAAUCAGAAACAGAAUUGGAUCCAGCUCUUACCCGCGCAAGCGUUACACCUGGGGUCGAGUCACAGCCCUGGGCGGAAUCCCCGAGUAUCAAUAGCGUCGGUUCCACAGUGGGAACUCCCACGGGGAGGCAGGCCCGAAACCGGCGUCUCGAUUGUGCGUUGAUUGCCCUCGACAACAACGAGAUCAUGCACUCUUUGGCAAACACCAUAUCAUACCCCCAACAUACCGGGAUACGCAAAGUCAUGGUCCACAAUGUGGCUGAAGUGGGAAAGCGCAUGAAUAAAGUCAUGGCCAUCACAGCUCGAGAUGGAAUUGGCAGUACGUUGGCGACAGGAGCGCUGUAUCAAUGGGACUGUGCAAUCAAGAAGGCGCAAAAGCUCUACCCGAUCAAUCUCGACACUCCAGUCGAAGGUGGCAAUAGCGGCUCGGCUGUGAUUGACACAGUAUCAGGCAGCUUGUAUGGCCACAUCGUCAGAGGUUGCCCGGGAUCUAGAGUCGCCUACAUCAUUGCGGCAACAGAGGUUUUCGACCAUCUUCGCCAGGAGCACGGUGCUGACAUACAUCUUUGUGGCUCCCCCUCGACCAAGUUAUCGGCCGAUCUAACCCAGUUAGCCGUGGAGAGCCGGCGACUCGAACUGGAAAGAUGGCAGCACUACGCAAAAUUAGCCCAGACCAUUGAUGUCAAACCCAGCUCUUCCAGCACGGCCUCUGAUGAUCUGUGGAGUCCACAAUUUAUGGCGGAGAACGCAGAAGAUGAAAAUUCAUUGAAGAAAUGGCCCGAAACCUCCUCAACCACCAUGUCUGGCUAUAUAAAAGGUCGCUUGAGCCCAUUGCUAGAAAGUAACGAUGGUGAUUCUCUUCACGCUUGGUCGGCGGAUAGAGCAACAACGUUAUCCUCGGCCGUAUCUCGCUCUACAGCAACCACAUGGUAUGCAGCGUUGAGCAGUACGAGAGUUACGGCUGUACAAAUGGAGCUCAUCGCUGAAGAUCGCGACAUUGAGAUGUCAGGACUCUUUCUUGAUAAUCCCAACGAGGGCAACAAAAAGACGCCACUAGUCCUCCCCAAAACUUCGACAACGAAGGGAGACGAAAGCGAUGAAAGCAAAGGUCCUCUGGAGGUCAUGCGCAAUGAAGCAACGCAAAAUCUGGCUGGCAAAAAGCGGCCAGUGAUGACCAGGGUGGGUCGUAACAUGAGCUCCUGUUUCAAAACAAGCUCUGCCCAGGUCUGGACCAAAACGCAUCUCGGGAGGAUCUGGAAAGCUGUGGGAUGA